AUGGUUCGAUCAACUGCACAACCUCCGCCCGAGACGCUGCCUCUUGACUUGUCUAAGUAUCCCAAGCUAUCUCCCGCCCAAGUCGGCCACCUGCGUCACUUCCACAACCUCGCAUUCCAGCCUGAUGGAGAAUGGAGCAAGAUGGGUGCCCAGGAGCCUCUUCAGGAGUUCCUCGAUGCCUACCGGUACCAGCUGGCCACGAUGGCUUAUGCCACGGGAGUCGCUCACUACCACCGCUUACCUGCAGCGCGCUCCAUCUUCAAGCCACUGCUGCGCCAGCUGAUUCACAAGAUGCUCCGACGAGAGGUCUGGGCAUACUGGUUCGCGACUAGUCUCGGUGGCGUCCGCACCGAUCCCAGUCUGCAGAAACUGCGGGAGCCAUGGGCCGACCCUGUCGUGAGGGAGAACAUCAUGUACAGCGGUCAUCUUUUGCUGAUGACGAGUCUCUACGCCAUGCUCUUUGACGACGACGAGUUCGAGAAGCCCGAGUCCAUUGUGUUCAAGUGGGACCCCCUCUUCUAUGGCCUGGGCGACGAAACCUUUUCCUAUGACAACCGCAGCCUCCAGGCCGCCAUCACGAGGGAGAUGGAGAGAAACGGCUGGGUGGGCGUCUGCUGUGAGCCAAACGUAGUAUUUGUCGUGUGUAAUCAGUUCCCGAUCAUCGCCAUGAGAUACAACGACUCUCGAGACGGCACCAACAAAGUCGACGAGAUCCUCACCAAGUACAAAGCCGCGUGGGACAAGAAAGGCAUGGUCUCCGCGGACGGCCUCUUCGUCGACAUGUGGAUGGUCAAGCAGGAUUUCAUCGUCCCUCCUCAAGACAUUGGCUGGACGGCAUGGGCCGGCACCUUCAUGAACGCCUGGAACCACGACCUCGUAACGAGUCUCUACCCCAAACAGAUCACCGGGUUCGUCACAACCAUCGACGGCCGUGUGCGUCUCCAGCCGCCCAUCAUAGCCAACCACUACCGCCAACUGGCGGCACGAUCGCCAUCGACCCCCGACGCAGAAAAGCUGUCACAGGCCAUCGCCCUCGCAAAGGCCGACAUCGCAUCGGGCCCCGCGCCGCCCUUCCCCUACACGAAGCCCUCGUUCGGCUACGUCACGCAAUGGCUCUCCGAGCUCGGCCAAACAGACCUGCUCGACGGCCUCCUGGCGUAUGCCGACGCGGAACUCCACCCGACAUGGGAGAACGGCGGGCUGUACUACCCACGCAACGACACGCCCUUCGUCUUCACCACCGGGGACGAAGAUGCCGCCGCCGCCGCCGCCGCCGCCGCCGACGGCGUGAAAUGGACCCACGUGUCCCCGUUCUGUGGCAACGCCGCCAUCGCGUACAGUCGGCUGAACGUCAAAGACGGCCAACGCACCAUGUACGCCCACCCGUGGACGCGCGAACACCUGGCCCGCACGCCCUACGUGGACGGUUUGGAUUUCGCGUCGCCGCAGCACGGCGUGGGUGUCCUUCGCGCCGUCUGGGACGCGGACAACCACGCCCUCGUCCUCACCGUCAAGGGGUGGGACUUUGACGGCCGUAGUCUGUGCCCUUCUCGACAGGUGACCUGUGAGCCGGUGGCGAAGCAGCUCCCCCAGGGGACUUGGGCCGUCUAUGUCAAUGGAAGACUCGGGGACACUGCCGAGAUCAAGGGUGCUGCCGGGGGGGAAGAUAUUUCCGUCAAGUUACAAGUCAGGCGAGGCGAGGAAGUUGAUGUCGUCUUCAUGAGGGUCGGAGCUGUGGCCGAUGGUCAUGCCGACUCGCCCAUCUAG
Cladophialophora carrionii CBS 160.54 is the source of this 1767-nucleotide messenger RNA. RefSeq lists its product as uncharacterized. Lineage: Eukaryota; Fungi; Ascomycota; Eurotiomycetes; Chaetothyriales; Herpotrichiellaceae. The record is from RefSeq and is a predicted model, not a curated record. The transcript is spliced from 3 exons. Bases 1 to 1767 code for a protein of 588 amino acids.